AUGACCGAUCUCGAAGACAUCAGCAUUCCCGACGACUACAGUCAGUGCUACGAAAGCGAUGCUUUCCGCAACUUUCAAUAUACGGUAGGUUGUGGGUACGGUAGGUGGAGGUAGGUUUUUGGGGGGUAUGGUAGGUUAGAGUACUGUAGGUUUUGAAGGUUUUAAGGGCGAGUAUAGGUAGUUUUUGAAUAGUAUUGUAGAUUGGGGUACGGUAGGUAGGGGGGAGGUUUUGGAGGUGUGGUAGAUUAUGGUGGAUUUUUUUAGGGGUAUGGUAGGUGAGAGUACAGUAGGUUUUGAAGGUUUUAAGGGCAGGUAUGAGUAGUGUUUGAAAAGUAUAGUAUGUUGGGGUACGGUAUGUUGUAAACAAGCAUAAUUUUUAAAAUACGGUAGGUACGGUAUAGCAUAUAGUGCCAUUUCAGACUAAUUACCACCUUAAAAUGCCAUUUUAAAUGCACAUUAAGUACAAUAUUCAAUAUAAAAUGACAUUUUUGACAUUUAGGUUGAUGAUCUCCUACUGGCAGCAUGCACGGCAGCUACCGUAUUCAACGUUAUGGUUAUAUUUUGUGCCUUUAAAUUGUUCAAACGCAGUGGAGAUACAAUGCAUUUGUUCAUCAUCAACAUGACCUUAGGGGAUCUUUUGUUGACUGGUAAGGUUUUUUUGGUUUUUGUUACUGUAACUUUCUGUAAAUUUUAAAAAUAAAUUUUUUUACUUUAUCGUAACUUUUCAUACUGUAACUUUGAAAUUUUUUGUAGUACAGCAUACUGUAGCUUACCCUUAAGCCAUCAUUUUUAGCCUUAUAUACUGUAUUUUAAGAUUUAUUCAUCAUACUGUAACUUUUUCCAUCAUACUGUAACUUUUAUUUCUCUCCCAUCAUAGCAUACUGUACUUUAGUGUUUUGCCACCCCAACGAGUUCCUAAUACGAAAGCACGAGUUCCUUCGUCAUGUCCACCUGUGCGCGGUAAUUCACUUCUGUAACUGGCUAGGCUUGGCCGUCUCGGGCCUCUCACUUACCCUGCUGAAUGUGGACAAGCUCAUCUACUUCCAAUGGCCCUACAGAUACGAUCAAACCAUGUCGAAGCGAAGGGCCGCCUUCCUUUGCAUCUUCAUAUGGUGUUUGUCGUUCGGGUAUGCAAUGUAUAUUUUACUUGUUUUGGGGGUGGUAAAUGGGAAGGGGUUUAGUAUGGUAAAAUAGGCGAUAAGGCAAGGCAUGGUAAGGUAAGCUAGGAGAGAGUAAAGGAUGUUAAGGUAGGGUAAGGAAGGUUAAAGUAGGAUAGGGUAGGGUAGGGUAGAGUAGGGUAGGGUAGGGUAGGGUAGGGUAGGGUAGGGUAGGGUAGGGUAAGGUAGGGUAGGGUAGGGUAGGGUAGGGUAGGGUAGGGUAGGGUAGGGUAGGGUAGGGUAGGGUAGGGUAGGGUAGGGUAGGGUAGGGUAGGGUAGGGUAGGGUAGGGUAGGGUAGGGUAGGGUAGGGUAGGGUAGGGUAGGGUAGAGUAGGGUAGAGUAGGGUAGGGUAGGGUAGGGUAAAAUAGAGUAAGGUAGGCUACAAAACUAAAAAUUCCCCAUUAUCAUACUGUAACACCGCUUGAUUUCAGUUUUGUAAGCUAUGUCUGGAUGGGCGGUAUCGUAUAUGUCACCCAAGACUGCAUGCUACAAAUGGCAGACCAAAAGAAGUAUUACUAUGAGAUAUUCAUGAUCAUGUUCUGUGUUUUACCAGUCACAUCAUCACUUUUUGUCAGUAUCUACUUGUUCCGACUGACACGACAAAAGCGUAAUGCACCAGCUACGAUGCACAAUAAUCAAGUUGAUAUCAAAAAUAAGGUACGUUGUGUUAUACAGUACCCUACCAUACCUACCUACUCUUCCUUUACCUACCCUACCCUACCUUACCUUACCUGACCCUACCCUACCCUACCCUGCCCUGCCCUACCCUACCCUAUCCUACCCUACCCUACCCUACCCUACCCUACCCUACCCUACCCUACCCUACCCUACCCUACCCUACCCUACCCUACUCUACCCUACUUAACCAUGCUCUACCGUACCAUUUCAUACUGUAAUUCCAGCUGAAAUCCCUAGUUUUCAUUUUUGCAACAACCGCCUGGACGUCAUUUAGUCUCUUACCAUAUCGAAUAUUCAACAUCUGUCGGAUUCACCUAUUCGAAUGGAGUUCGAUCAGCUGUGAAACUCGAGAAGUUAUGAACUGGCUGGCUUGGAUGUUGUUGUACCUUCUCACCACCAAUCCGGUAAAAUUAAAAAAAUUUUAAAUUUGCAAAAAAAGUUUAAAAUAUAAUAAAGAGCAUAUUCUUGCCUGCUUUUAGUUAUAUCAACGCUGGCAACAAAGUUAUAGUUGUUUAAAAGGCCAAAAAUCCAAAAAAGUUCGAUUCGGCCUGAAGAAAAAUGUUUAAUUAUGAAAAAAUAUAAAAAUUUUUUAAAAAUUUAAAAACCAGGCUUUGUAGCGAGUAGAUAAUAGCAUAUUACGGUCAAGAUGUCAUCAUUUUUGACAAAGUUACAACAGUUUAAAAAUGUUGAAAAUCAAAAAAAGUUCGAUUUCGCUUGGAGACCGCUGCCAAAACAAAUCAUUAGUAAUGCCCGAAACUAUUGAUAACCUUGCCAAAAAUAUUCAUAACCUUGCCAAAACCAAUCAUAACACUAACAAUGUUUCAGAUAGUAAACCCUCUAAUCACAGCCAUCAUCUACGCGCCCUACCGCAAGACCCUAAAACGGCUUCUGAUCAAUUUGCCCAUUGGGAAUCGACCCAACAACCACUAUCGACACGAGCACACCGAGACCAGGUAAGUCCGUCACGAAUCCCAUAAAAUACCACAGUUUUCUUUCGUCGGCACGCCAGAACCAGAAACGACGAGCACGGCGCGGUCAAAUGGACCAAGAACUCAGUGAACUGAGCUCGUCGUACAAGGGUAGCGUGGAGUUCGGUUCGUCGUACAAGGGUAGUGUGGGAGAGUUGGUGCGAGAGCAGACCUCCUCGUUCAACGGUCAUUUAAGUGAUGGGUUUUCGUUGGAUGAGGCUGAUGAAGAUGUGUCUUCGGCCCAAAGUCAGCCCGCGCCUUCCUCUCAACGGGAAUGUGUCGGGACGGAACGGCGACAAAGUUUGAACGACCGUGCCGCCAGCUGUAACGAUAUUUGA
Molecule: messenger RNA, 3142 nt
Organism: Bursaphelenchus okinawaensis
Lineage: Eukaryota; Metazoa; Nematoda; Chromadorea; Rhabditida; Aphelenchoididae
Source: the annotation of a GenBank genome assembly